ACCUUCUCAUCUAUCUUGGCGUGUAGGCUGCUACUAGUGAAACGGAUGGUUCACUCAUGCAGGCGAUGGUCAGCUCUUUUUUGGAUAUGGAGCGCAUGAAGCCUGGUUCUUGUGAUUUGUUCAUGACUAGGUUGCUCCAGCGGCUGGCAAGCUCAAAGGAUUCGUCUUUGAAAGAUCUGCAAGACCUGGCUGGUCGCAUCUUUUCAAAGGGAAAGAGUGAAACAGAGAGUACAAGUGCCGAGGCUGAGAGCAAAAAAAAGCAGCAGAGUAAAGAGCUUAAUUCAAAUGCCAAUUUGAGUCCACUAGCGAGGUUCUUGCUUUCAAGAUGGCAAGGACAUGCUUCUCGAGAUCAAAAUGCCUAAACAGUGAGGUUAGAUUAUUGUUUGAAAAUUUUGCCUGUUCCUGAGUUAUUUAUGAUUCUGUGUACAUAUCAUUAUGAGGACCAUCUGUAAUUUUCGUCCUCUGGUUCAUUUUAUUGGGGGUUAACCUAAUGGAAGAAGUGUUUUUCUGCUUUUGCUUUGCAAUUUGUAAUUUAAAGCUUUAUAUUAUGUUAGAAUUUGUCGCUUUUAUUAUCGCUCGAUGUAAUAGUAACAGGCUUUAAAAGUUUAGUGCUAACCUUCUUGUUGCGACAUCUUAGAAGUUGUAUAAAGGACGUUUUGACAUAUUGUUAGUUAACUCGUUGAUUUCA
Molecule: messenger RNA, 688 nt
Organism: Capsicum annuum
Lineage: Eukaryota; Viridiplantae; Streptophyta; Magnoliopsida; Solanales; Solanaceae
Exons: 3
Coding region: 57-362 (101 amino acids)
Source: RefSeq, a predicted model, not a curated record